Molecule: messenger RNA, 5249 nt
Organism: Gigantopelta aegis
Lineage: Eukaryota; Metazoa; Mollusca; Gastropoda; Neomphalida; Peltospiridae
Product: nephrocystin-3-like
Exons: 29
Coding region: 262-4191 (1309 amino acids)
Molecular function (GO): protein binding
Source: RefSeq, a predicted model, not a curated record
GUCAAUAAAAUAAAUAAAACGUCUUGUUUUUUCAUGUCUCCGAUUGUAGCAAGGGAAAGUACACCCCAAAUUUAUGAAUAUAGAAGGUAAUUUAUUCAUCAAUGCGGCUGUCAGUUCCAGUUUUUUAUUGCUUCGUUUGAAAUUUGAAUCUCAAUAAGAUGGAAUGAGGUGGGGAUCAGGGACACAAUAAGUGACAGUAGCCUGAGUAGGCCUACGCAGUAGUUCAAGAUGAGUUAGAGUGGAUGUUAUAACCCUUUGACCAUGGGAACAGGAGGAUCAUUUCUCCGUUCCCAAGAUGACGACGACAUCUUGGGGAGUGACCUCGAUGGAAAUGGAGUCCUCAAGAGAAUUCCCAUCGAGAUGAAACCUCGAGGAAAACUCGGCCUGCGUAGCGUCGGUUCCGAACGCAGGAAACCAAAGGGUGGGAGUCUCAGGUCGGCCCUCUCGUUCGACUUGGAGAACCCAGAGGCCGAGCAGAUUAAAAAAGACUUCGACUUGUACCGGCUGGACAAAGAGCAGGAAAUCGCCAGCAUGCAGAAGAAGGAACAGAAGUUGGAGAUGGAGAACAAACGAAUGCGGGCCGAGCUCCUGGCCAUGCAGAACACGUGCAUGAAGCUGAGGAACGAGAAGGAGGCGUGUCUGAAUGUCGAGAAGCAGGCGAUGGCUAGGGCUGCGGCGUUUGAAAGUGACAGAGACAAAGUACAGCGUCAGUUCAAGAUAUUCCGUGAAAACAAAGAAUAUGAAAUACAGAAUCUGUUGAGGGCGAAGCGUGAGCUGGAGAACAAACUGUCGAAGAUCGCACACGGCUAUUUCCCAGAGGACAACGACACGGCUUCCAGAUCUGGGCUUGGUGACUCAUCAAUCGCUGGUACGUCUAACCCAGGCGACUGGUGGACAGCCCUGGAAAGUGAACCAUCACUCGGAAGUACCAUUCAGUUACACCAGCCGGCGUACCUACGAGGUCCGGAGUUCGCUCACAGCCUUCUUGAACUAGAGGGACCGUUCAUUAACGUAAACAAAGAGGAUUGGAGCACGGCACUAGCCAAUAUGACGAGGAGUCCCGCUACUCUUCCUAACCACACCAUCAGUCAGGUGGUUCGACUUUACGUGAUGGCUACACCCGACAUGAUGACAGAAGUAGACAUUUUAACAAAGGAGUAUUUGCCUGACUUGAAGAAACUGUGUGAGUCUAGAGGUCGGAGUUUCGUCAUUGUGUAUCUGCCAUAUGAUGACUCGCAGGUUCUCUCGCAGCAAGCCAUUGAAAGAGAGAAAAGGAUGAGGAAACAGCAGAUAGAAAUAGCCUCCUUUUUGGCCGUGUUUUUAGGAGAUACUCUUCACAGAUUUACAAGUUACGAGGUUAACUGUGGCCAUCUAGACUUGCCGGGUUCAAGACCCAUGAUCUGUUGCUUUACAGACAGUACAAACAAAAGACAUAAUCCUGAUGCUAAGGAACUGAAGUGUAAGCUGCGGGAGAACAACGUGGUGAAAAUCGUCUCGGAAUGCGGCAGUCCCAGUGAUAGAGCACAACGUGUUUUUACCGAGGUGGAAUCCAGACUCAAAAUGGAGCUUGGUAUUGAAACAAAGGAUAAGAAUCCUGGUGACGACCUUCAACUUGGAGACAGUCCUGAGCAGCUGUGUUGUGGUGCAUUGUGGGAUAUCCACUGUGACUAUGAACAGAUGGAGCGACUGAAUUACGCCAUUCAUUCAAGUUGUGAACUGGCUUUCGAGAGGUAUUAUGAGCGUCUGAAUGCCCACGUGUCUGCGGCCGGUCCGCUCCCGCCUGUCUUGGUGAACGGUUGUUCUGGGUCAGGAAGAUCUCUGUUACUGUCGAAAUGGAUUCACCUCCAACAGGAGAGAUGCCCUAGCACAUUGGUUCUGUAUCACUUUGUAGGGUCGGAGUCGUCCAUCAGUGCUGACCCAAUCGUCAUGAUUCGAAGACUCACCGCUCAGCUGAUGCAACAUGUGAGUUCUCCGCCGGCCUUGACCUGUGACUCUGUUCGUCUGCAGGAAGAGUUUCCAAGAUGGCUGGAGAAAGUGUCGGCGAAAACACCAGGUGGCUCCAUUCUCGUUCUUGACUCCAUUGACAGAAUGCCACAAGCUGAAGUCCAUCUGAAGUUUCUGUUGGACCCUUUACCUGUCGACUGUCGAGUCAUCGUGUCAUGUCACGACGACACCUGUCAAUCAUGGAGGUCGUGGCCCACCCUGAACCUGGAAGCUCUGAGUAACAAGAACGUGAAGGAAUUACUUCACGCCGAACUGGCCACACUGGACGCGACAAUCAGCCCCGACAACGAAUCAAAAAUACUCACUCACUGCCGCAACAGUGCCACCUGCUGUCCACUCUACGUCAUGGUGCUGUCUCAUUACGUAGCCAGUUUUUUCCAAGAUGAAGAUAAAAUUAGUCGAGACCUUGAUGAACUUCUGUCCUCGUCUGACGUAGAGGAAUUGUACACGACUAUCUUAGACUACCUCAAGGUGGAAUACGAAGAGACAGACAAUGCAGGAUUAUUCAAAACAAUUUUAAAGCUGCUCUGUGCCAGUCGGUGUGGUCUGCAGGAGAGUGAGUUAUUCGCCCUUGUUCCCGGGCUCACAUGGUCGACGCUGUGUCCUGUCAUUGAAGCCCUCUGCUCACACCUCAUCAUCAAGUAUAACUCGGGAGUACUCUCAUUUGCUCACUAUCAGGCUGAAAAGUCUGUGUUCGACUGGUGUUAUGGCAAAGAAGACACUCUGGAUCAGGAAAGGACGGAACUGAUUGCGCACUUUUCUCAAUUUUUGAGGCCGGACUCUGUGACAUACCGUGUGACCGAUGAGUUACCAUGGUUACUAAAAGAGAUGGAGGACAAAGAAACUCUUCAUUCUUGUAUUCUCAAUCCAUGCAUCUUUCAGCAGCUCUAUGCCAAAGGUAGAAGCUGGGAGUUGCUGGGUUAUUGGCAGUUCUUUGGAGCUGACAAAACAACCAUGGCGCAGACGUACUUUAAAGCAACCAAGAAAAUGGAGGAAGCUGUUGGUCAGUUUGACGGUCUGGUCACGUUACCCAAAAUAGCCGACCUGUAUGAGACUCUGGGACGAUUUCUCAAAGACAUGGGACUGUUGAAGCAGGCUCUACCAGCGUUACAGAGAGCUCUGGAGGUGAGAGAGACGGCACUGGACCCAGACCACCCUGUCGUGGCGAGAUCGCUACACCAACUGGCGGGGCUCCACGCGCAGUGGGGGAAGUUCGCCACCGCCGAGGCGUAUUACAGGCAGGCACUCGACAUCUAUGAGAACGCGUACGGCAGCGAUCACGUAUUGGUUGCCAAGGAGCUGGAUGCGCUUGCACUGCUGUACCAGAAACAAGACAAACAUGACUUAGCAGAACCUCUAAGGAAAAGAGUUGUAUCCAUUAAGAAGAAAAGCAAACCAUUGCGAUUGCAGUCUGGACAGCCUCGUGGAGUUGACCCCCUUCAAAGAAGAACUCUCCAUCUCGAGGAGUUAGCAAUUGGUCCCGACUCCCCAGAUCUCGCUAGAACACUGAAUGAACUGGGCGUGCUCAACUAUCUUCAGAACAACUUCGAUACUGCCGAGUCUUUCUUCAAGCGUUCUCUUGAGAUGAGGGAGGUAACUCUUGGUCCUGACCACCCAGACCUCGCCCAGUCGCUCAACAACCUGGCUGCGCUGUACAAUGACCGCAAACAGUUUGAUAAGGCUGAGCCGCUGUAUGAACGCGCACUGGAGAUACGACUCAAGUUCCUAGCACCAGACAGUCCGGGGUGUGCUGGGAUUAUUAAGAAUCUUGCUAUGCUGUACAAGAAACAGGGUAAAUUUGACAAAGCAGAGCCGCUGUACAAACAGGCUGUAGAGAUUCGAGAGAAGUCGUUUGGUCUGUUCCAUCCAUCUGUCGCCACCGCACUCGUCAAUCUGGCCGUGCUGUACUCGCAACAGAACAGAUUCGCCGAGGCAGAGCCUCUGUAUGAACAAGCACUGAAGAUAUACGAGGAAAAUUUCGGUCCACAUCACUCAACCAUCGCAGAGACGCUGAGAAACCUGGCAGUGAUGAAAUACGAAAUGAAAGACUAUGAGACUGCAGCCAAGUUGUACAAGAGAUCGACGGAGAUUAAGGAGAGCGAGGUGCACUACACUGGGAAGGUUAUUUCUAGUCGCAGUUCCAGCGGGGACACCAACUCAACCAUCAAGAAUAUUCUACAGACUUGAACACGCUAAGUGCAUUAAUGUCACAGACAAUCAACCACCACCGGAGAUUCAAACUAGUGACCUUCUGUAUAAUUCAUCCAUCAAGAAUAUUCUACAGACUUGAACACGCUAAGUGCAUUAAUGUCACAGACAAUCAACCACCACUGGAGAUUCAAACUAGUGACCUUCUGUAUAAUUCAUCCAUCAAGAAUAUUCUACAGACUUGAACACGCUAAGUGCAUUAAUGUCACAGACAAUCAACCACCACCGGAGAUUCGAACCAGUGACCUUCUGUGUAAUUCAACCAUUAAGAAUAUUCUACAGACCUGACACGAAGUGCAUUAAUCUCACAGAAAUUCAGCCUCCACUGAAGAGAUUUGAACCAGUGACUUUCUGUGUAAUUCAGCCAUUAAGAAUAUUCUACAGACCUGACACGAAGUGCAUUAAUCUCACAGACAUUCAGCCUCCACUGAAGAGAUUUGAACCAGUGACUUUCUGUGUAAUUCAGCCAUUAAGAAUAUUCUACAGACCUUACAACAUGAAGUGCAUUAAUGUUGCAGAUAAUCAAUCUCCACUGAGGAGAUUUGAACCAGUGACCUCCUGUGUAACAUAACCAUCAAGAAUAUUCUACAGACUUGGCCUGGUGCUUAUAAUAGUCUGAGACGUGAACGUCAUGGCAACGCCAUACAAACUGUAUGCAUGUAACGUCAUUACAGAUUAAGUCUGGACUCAAGUUUUAUAAGCACGGGCCCUGAACCCAUGAAGUGCAUUAAUGUCAGACAAUCAACCUCCACUGCGGAGAUUCGAACCAGUGAAUUUCUGUGUAAGUGUCCAGUGCUCGACCAACUGACCUAGUAGAAAAUGUUUAACUAGCUUCUACCAGUAGGCAGUUUUCACCACGAGUAAAAUCAACGCAAGCUGAAGAUCACUCUCCUAAAAUAGUGUUAAGGCAGGCAGUCACACAAAGUUUUAAAGGCAUACUGUCACGGAUAUAAGGACCUUAUUUCUCUAAAAAAAUUGAUAAUAAAUAUAAAUUACAUUAAUUGUUGGAAACCAAAUCUAUCUACCACAUCACCUUA